UCUUUUUCAGAUAAUAACAAUGGACUUGGACAGCAGCAGCAGCAGCAGCAGCAGCAACAGCAGCAAUACGGCGAAGUUAACCAAUUGGGUGGAGUGUUUGUAAACGGCCGACCAUUACCAAACGCCGUGAGACUCCGAAUUGUCGAACUGGCCCAAUUGGGGAUCCGACCUUGCGACAUAUCCCGACAAUUGCGGGUCAGCCACGGGUGCGUUAGCAAAAUUCUAGCCCGCUACCAUGAAACAGGAAGCAUUCUUCCUGGCGCGAUUGGCGGCAGCAAGCCCCGGGUGACAACUCCAAAAGUGGUUCAGUACAUAAAGCAAUUGAAGCUGAAGGAUCCAGGAAUCUUCGCCUGGGAAAUCAGAGACCGGUUGCUGUCUGAUGGAGUCUGUGAUAAGUACAACGUGCCAUCGGUCUCCAGUAUCUCCAGAAUACUAAGGAACAAAGUGGGCGCCAACUCUGGCGCUCUUCACCAUCCUCAUCAUCCUCAUCAUCACCACCAUCAUCACAUAUACGCAGCUGCUGGUGCUGCUCUGUGUCCAGUUCCGUAUCCACCGUCGCCUUAUCACCAGCCUCCUUCGGCAGUCACUCAUCAUCAUCACCACCACCAUCACCAGAGCGAACGAUUAGCUUACAUUAUCACUGCCUCUUCAUAUCCUUCCUUUGACGUUCAUUCUCAACCCCAUCGAAGUUACCCCUCAUCAACGUCGCCCCGAUCUCCCUCUUAUUCGGCGCCCGGAUCGACCU
Cotesia congregata is the source of this 745-nucleotide messenger RNA. The record is from the annotation of a GenBank genome assembly. Lineage: Eukaryota; Metazoa; Arthropoda; Insecta; Hymenoptera; Braconidae.